Messenger RNA from Aspergillus ruber CBS 135680, 1176 nucleotides. RefSeq names its product WD40 repeat domain-containing protein. The record is from RefSeq and is a predicted model, not a curated record. Gene Ontology annotation, molecular function: protein binding. Gene Ontology annotation, biological process: TOR signaling; regulation of actin cytoskeleton organization. NCBI's taxonomy places the organism in Eukaryota, Fungi, Ascomycota, Eurotiomycetes, Eurotiales, Aspergillaceae. Gene Ontology annotation, cellular component: TORC1 complex; TORC2 complex. Bases 1 to 1176 code for a protein of 391 amino acids. The transcript has 4 exons.
AUGAGUGUCAUCCUUUGCACGGCGGGUUACGACCAUACUAUUCGCUUUUGGGAAGCGUUGUCGGGCAUCUGCUCGCGCACCAUCCAACAUCCGGAUUCGCAAGUGAAUCGCCUCUGCAUCACACCCGAUAAGCGUUACUUAGCAGCAGCCGGUCAUCACAAUGUCAAGCUUUACGAUAUCAAAUCGACAAACCCGAACCCAAUCAUGACAUUUGAUGGGCACACAAGCAACAUUACUGGGGUAGCAUUUCACUGCGAAGGAAAGUGGAUGGUGACCAGCUCCGAAGAUGGGACUGUUAAGGUGUGGGAUACACGGACUGGCAGUUUACAACGCAAUUACGCGCAUAGAGCUCCUGUGAACGACGUGGCUAUCCAUCCUAAUCAAGGAGAGUUGGUCAGUGGUGACCGUGCUGGAAUCGUUCGUGUCUGGGACUUGGGAGAGAGCGUAUGCACGCAUCAAUUGAUUCCCGAGGAGGACGUAGCGGUUCAGAGUGUCAGCGUUGCCAGUGAUGGCUCUUUACUGUGCGCUGGAAACAAGAAGGGUAACGUUUACAUCUGGCGAAUGAUCCAGGAUGUUGAAGUGACCCGGAUUGUCCCUAUCUGCACCUUCCAAGCACACAAAGACUACCUGAUCCGCAUCCUUUUAUCACCAGACGUCAAACACCUUGCAACUUGCUCAGCGGACCAUACAGCCAAAGUUUGGAACCUCGAUUACGACUAUCCCCCGGCAAAAAUGGCCGCUGCGGCUGCCGCUAAGGGCAAGGCCAAAGUUAUCAGUGGAGCCGAGACAAACAGUUCCACGUCACCAACAGCGGAGAGUACAGACCCAGCAGUAAUUCAAGAAAGAAACAGGAUUCAGGACCUGAACGCCUUCCGCAUAGUCGCUGGAUCACGAGCGCCAGCUGAAGAGCCUCCGAACCCGUUCCCUGCACAACCAGAUGGGCCACCAAUGGAUCCUACGACAGGCACUCCUUUCUUGGAAACGGUCCUGAGCCAGCACCAGCGGUGGGUUUGGGACUGUGCAUUCUCUGCUGAUUCAGCCUAUUUGGUUACGGUGUCUAGUGAUCACUACGCUCGUCUUUGGGAGUUGAACACUGGGCAGGUCAUUCGUCAGUAUAACGGACACCAUCGCGGGGCGGUAUGUGUGGCAUUGAACGAUUAUUCUGAGCCUCGGUAA